AUGAUCAAAGCAAGCACUCCGGUUGUUCUAAUCCACCUCAUCGGCAUCCUGGCUCCCAUUAGAGCUUUUUCUCAGGAUAUCCUGUACCCAUUCGGGCAGGCCCAUAGGGAUUCUGAGACCUCCAAAAUGGACGACGGGAGCUCUCCAGAGCUGUUCCUGCUCAUCCCAUUCAUCUUCUUUAACGUCCCCUAUCGCUCCAUAUAUGUCAACAACAACGGCGUGAUCUCCUUCAACGUGCAGGUGAGUCAGUUCACGCCCGAGGCCUUCCCCCUCACCGACAGCCGCUCCUUCAUCGCGCCCUUUUGGACCGACGUCCACAACGGUAUCCGCGGCGAUGUGUACUACCGCGAGACCACGGAGCCUGAUAUCCUAGAAAGGGCCACCCAAGACAUCCGCAAGCACUUCAAGAACAUGGCCUCCUUCAGGGCCAUCUGGGUCUUCAUCGCAACCUGGCACCAGGUCACAUUCUAUGGAGGGAGCCAGAUCACUCCGGUGAACACCUUUCAAUGUGUGCUCAUUUCUGACGGUGUUGCAUACUUCUCCAUGUUUAACUAUGGGGAGAUAGCCUGGAGCACUGGGACUGCCAGUGGAGGAGACCCCUUGACUGGUUUGGGUGGAACUACAGCACAGUCAGGUUUCAAUGGUGGAGACAUCAGUCACUUCUUUAACCUGCCUGGGUCGCGCUCAAACGAUGUCGUCAACAUUGAGCAGACCACAAACGUCAACCAGCCCGGACGCUGGCUCUUCCGCAUUGAUACUGACCAGAUAGACCCAGCCAACGGAUGCAGCCUUAACGGGCGGUAUUAUCGGCGCGGGGAGGUCUUCUGGCUCUCGGACCAGUGCUCGCAAAGGUGCCGCUGCCUGGACCUGGACAACGAGGUGAUGUGCCAGGAGGCGCCGUGCGGGCAGCUGGAGACCUGCGAGCAGCUGGAGGGGGCGUACUACUGCCAGCCCACGCGCACCAGCACCUGCGUGGUCUUCGGCGACCCGCACUACCACACUUUCGACGGCUUCCUCUACCACUUCCAGGGCACCUGUUCCUACCUGCUGGCGCGGCCGUGCUGGGACGUCAUGGGGCUCCCCACCUUCAGCGUGGAGGCCAAGAACGAGAACCGCGGCAUGGCCACCGUCUCCUGGCUGCGGGACAUCACCGUGGAGGUGUACGGCCACCGCGUCACUCUGCCGAAGGGCAGUCUUGGCACCGUGCAGGUGGACGGUCUGCUGAAGACACUGCCGGUGCAGCUGCAGCUGGGUGCCGUGCGGGUGUACCAGUCGGGGGUGGCAGUUUCACUGGAGGCAGACUUCGGCCUGCUGGUGACGUAUGACGGGCAGCACUACGCCUCCAUCUCCCUGCCCAGCUCCUACUUCAACAACACCUGCGGCCUGUGCGGUAACUACAACGACGACCCCGCCGACGACCCCGUGCUGCCUGACGGCUCGCUGGCGGAGAGCGUGGUGGAGCUGGGCGGCGGCUGGCAUGUAGAGGACGCCGACUGGCGCUGCACCGACGGCUGCGCGUACAACUGCAGCCUCUGCGACCCCGCGGCCGAGUCCUUCUACUUCCGGCCCGACUACUGCGGCCUCAUCAACAAGACGGACGGGCCCUUCCGGGACUGCCGCAACGUGGUGGACCCCACCGCCUUCGUGUACAGCUGCGUCUACGACAUGUGCAGCAACCGCGACAACAUCACCACCCUCUGCCAGGCCAUCCAGGCCUACGCCCUGGCCUGCCAGUCCCUGGGGGUCACCAUACGGGCCUGGAGGUCCCGCUCUUUCUGUGCCCUGACGUGCCCGGAGUUCAGCCACUACCAGGUGUGCACCAGCAGCUGCCCGCCCUCCUGCUCGGACCUGACGUCCCACCUGUACUGCUCGCAUCCCUGCACGGAGGGCUGCCAGUGCAACGAGGGCUACGUCCUGAGCGGGAGCCGCUGCGUGCGGCGGGAGGACUGCGGCUGCGAGCGCGACGGCCUCUACUACCCCCGCAACGAGUCCUUCUGGGCGGGGUCGCCCGGGGGGUGCACGCAGCGCUGCGUGUGCGGCCCUGCGGGCGAGAUCGCCUGCUUCAACGACACCUGCGGCGAGGGCGAGGUGUGUGCCGCCGAGCUGGGCCGGCUGGGCUGCUACCUGCGCCGCGACGCCACCUGCUCCCUCGCCCAGACGAAGGUGCUGUCCACCUUCGACGGGGCCGGCCUCUCCUUCCCGGACGAGAACUCGUACUUCCUGCUGAAGCCCUGCGGGCCAGUGCCACCCAACGUGUCCUCGGUGGAGGUGAAGAUCGGCCGCCGGCUCGUGAACAAAGGCCCCGCCUGGAUCCGGCCAGUGGUGGCCAGGGUGGCCCACCUCGAGGUGCUGCUGGGCGGGUCCAAUUUCGACAUCGUCAGGCUGAACACAGAACCGGUCGUCCUGCCCUACGUGCACCCCAUGGAGACGCUGCUGAUCUACCGCGCCCCCGGCAACGCCACGGUGGUGGAGUGGACGGGCGUGGUCAAGGUGCGCUACACCCGCCAGGGCCUGCUCAACGUCACCCUCUCCACCCUCUUCCACAACGCCACCUGCGGUCUGUGCGGCUUCUUCAACGGCAACGCGUCAGACGACCUGCGCCUGCCCAGCGGCCGGCUGGCCGACAGCGUAGAGCUCUUCGCCGAGGGCUGGAGGGCCAUCACCGACGACCUGACCUGCAAUGGCGACUGCGAGGACCUGUACCGCGUCUGCUUGGACCUACGGCUGUACCAGAGCCCCUGGCUGUGCGGCAACAUCAACGACCCCAACAACAGCUCCUUCCUGGCCUGCCACAACGCCGUCAACCCCUCGCCCUUCUUCCGGAACUGCCUGUACAACAUGUGCAUCCGUGAGGGGAACCGAUCCGCGCUCUGCUCCUCCCUGCAGGCCUACGCCUCCGCCUGCCAGGACGCCCAGGUCAGCCUGGGGGCCUGGAGGAGUGCCACCAGCUGCCCCCUGCCCUGCCCGAAGAACAGCCGCUUCGAGGAGUGCACCACCGCCUGCCCGCAGACCUGCACCAACCUGAAGCUGGAGGUGCCGUGCCCACUGCCCUGCUUCGAGGGCUGCCAGUGCGAGGAGGGCCACGCCCUGAAGGACGGUCAGUGCAUCCCCAAGAGCGACUGUGGCUGCCUGUACCGCGGCCGGCACAUGGCCACCAACGAGACCUUCUGGAUGGACUGGGAGUGCCAGGAGCGCUGCUACUGCAACGGCACCGACAACAGCGUGUACUGCCAUUUCUCCCCGUGCCACGCCGAGGAGUACUGCAAGGAGGACAGCGGGCUGUACUUCUGCCAGCCCCGCACCGAGGCCCUGUGCGUCGCCGCCGGAUACGGCCACUUCCUGCCCUUCGCGGGGGUGCCGUUCGAGCUGCAGAGCAGCUGCACCCUGCAGCUCGUCACCACCGAGUGCGGGGGGGAGGGGGAGGGGGCGGGAGAGGAGGACUCGGACGACGGAUUCCCGCGCUUCGUGCUGUCGGCGAGGAACGAGGACCGGGACACGGGGCAGGCGAUCUGGGUGAAGGGAUACGUCCUGGAGGUGUACGAUUACGAGAUCGAGGUCUCGAGAAGUUACAAGAACACCGUCACGGUGAACAAGGAGAGGCUGUACCUGCCCCUCAAGCUGGGCCCUGGGAAAAUCAACAUCUUUACUUUCGGGCUGCAGCUCGUGCUGGAGACGGACUUCGGACUGAAGGUGGCGUUCGACUGGAACACCUUGCUCUUAGUGACUCUGCCGCGCAGCCUGUACAAUUCCACCUGCGGGCUGUGCCAGGGCGUGCCGACCACGCCGCCCCUCCUCUCCACCACCGAGUGGGGCAAGGCCUGGGCAGAGCGGGACACCUUCUGCCAGGUGGGCUGCGGAGACACCUGCCCCCGCUGCGGCCUCGUGGAGAGGGGGCUGACUGCCGAGAACGCCCUGAUGGCGGACAGCGCCAACGGCAACAACGACAACGGCAUCAACGGCAACAUCAACUACAACAACCGCUUCCACCUGGGGGGGGGGCUGUACGGCUACGUGGAGCCGGAGGCGGUGAGACUGUGCGGGCUAAUAGUGGACCGCAGGGGCGUCUUUUCCCGAUGCCACAGCAAGGUGGCGCCAGCCUACUUUUACCAGAGCUGCCUGCAAGACACCUGCUUGGACCAGGGGGCACAGGAAACAAUAUGCAAUUGGCUGCAGAUCUAUGCCAGCACCUGCCAGACGCAAGGCAUCCCCGUGAUUGGCUGGAGGAACACCACUCCCUGUGUGCUGACGUGCCCGGUGAACAGCCACUACGCCAGCUGCAUGACGGUGUGCCAGCCCCAGUGCGCCCCGGCUCGCGGUCCGCGCGACUGCAACCACUACUGCGUGGAGGGCUGCCAGUGCGACCAGGGCUACAUCAUCAACGGCAAGAGCUGCAUCCUCAGCCAGAACUGCGGCUGCUACACCGACGGCAAGUACUACGAGCCCAAGCAGCUGUUCUGGAACAGCGACUGCACCAAGCGCUGCCAGUGCAUCGGGCGCAACCUGAUCCAGUGCGACCCGCGGCGCUGCAAGGCGGAGGAGGAGUGUGCCCUGCGGCACGGCGUCCGGGGCUGCUUCGCCCGCCGCACCCAGCACUGCGUGGCCUCGGGCGGCGGCGUCUUCCGCACCUUCGACGGGGCCUCCCUGCGCCUGCCGGCCUCCUGCUCCUUCGUCCUCUCCACCAUCUGCCACAAGCUGCCCGAUAUCUCCUUCCAGAUCAUCGCCAACUUCGACAAGUGGAGCACGCCCAACCUCACCACCAUCUCCCACGCCUACCUGUACAUCAACGAGGAGAACAUCCUCAUCUCGGGCAGCACUGUCAAGGUGAACGGGACACCCGUGUCCGUGCCCUUCAUCACCGGGCUGAUGACCAGGCUCUCCACGUCGGAGGGCUUCCUGGUCAUCGACACGGUGCAGGACAUCCAGGUGCGCUACAACCGCUUCAACACCCUGACCAUCAGCAUGGGGCCCAGGCUGCAGAACAAGGUGUGUGGCCUGUGCGGCAACUUCAACGGGGACCCGACGGACGACUACAUCACGUCCCGCGGGAAGCCGGCCGUCAGCGCGCUGGAGCUGGCACAGAGCUGGAAGACUAAUGGCAUGCAGAACAGCUGCGACGAGACGCAGUACGUGGCGCUGGCGCAGUCCUGCGACAACACCGCGGUGUCGGAGCUCCAGGGGGAGGACGGCUGCCUGAAGCUCACCCAGAUGAAGGGCUUCUUCCAGCCGUGCCACGGUCUGCUGGAUCCCAGGCCGUUCUACCAGUCCUGCUACCUGGACGGGUGCUACAACCACCGCAAGGCGCAAGUGUGCGGGUCUCUGGCCGCCUACGCGGAAGCCUGCCGUUCCUUCGGUACUCUUACCACCAAGUGGAUCGCUCAAGAGAACUGCUCAGAAUGGAUCUUCGACCCCUGCGAAGGAGAAAUCUGCACUAACCACACCUGCGAGCAAGAGAACGGAGGGGACCUGUGCGGAUGCCCGGAGCUUCCCAGUACCGACAGCGCAGAGGAUGACAUGAUCCAGGCAGAGGUGACAUGCAAGCAUGCGCAAAUGGAGGUCUCCAUCUCCAAGUGCAAGCUCUUCCAGCUGGGCUUUGAGAGGGAGGAUGUGCGCAUAAACGACCAGCACUGCCCGGGUAUCGAAGGCGAGGACUUCAUCUCCUUCCACAUAAACAACACCAAGAGCCACUGUGGUUCCAUCGUGCAGUCUAACGGCACCCACAUCAUGUACAAGAACACGGUGUGGAUCGAGAGUGUGAACAACACAGGCAACGUCAUCACCCGAGACAAGACCAUCAACGUGGAGUUCUCCUGCGCCUAUGAGCUGGACAUCAAGAUUUCCCUGGACACGGUGCUUAAGCCCAUGCUGAGCGUGAUCAACCUAACUCUGCCUACUCAGGAGGGUAACUUCAUCACCAAGAUGGCCCUGUACAAGAACGCCUCGUACCGGAAUCCGUACCGCGAGGGCGAGGUGGUGCUGAGCACCCGCGACGUCCUGUUCGUGGGCGUCUUCGUGGAGGGCGCCGAUGAGCACCAGCUCAUCCUCAUCGUCAACAUGUGCUGGGCGACUCCGUCCAGAUACAGCAGCGACCGGCUCCGCUACAUCAUCAUCGAGAAAGGGUGCCCCAACAUCAAAGACAACACCAUCGGUAUGGCAGAGAACGGGGUGUCACUCACCUGCCGUUUCCAUGUCACCGUCUUCAAAUUCAUCGGGGAUUACGAUGAGGUGCACCUGCAUUGCGACGUCUCGCUCUGUGAUUCUGAGACCAACUCCUGCAAAGUGAAUUGCCCUCACAACCGGAGAACAUAUUCUGAAUACAGUGAGCGUAAGGAGCAGAUACUGACAGUUGGACCAAUCAGACGGAGAGAGUCGGACUGGUGCGAGGAGAACAACGGAGGCUGUGAGCAGAUCUGCACGAGCCGGGUGACGGGGGCGGUGUGCAGCUGUGUGACAGGGACACUGCAGCGGGACGGGAAGACCUGUCUGGCCUGGCUCAGUCACAACCUCACGCCCCCUGUCACCUACCGGCAUGCCAAUCACUCUGUGGGAGGGCCGCACGGUGCUCGAGGGGCCGGGAGGUCGCACCAGCGUGACAACGCUACUGCGCAGUCGCCCGCCACGCUAAGCCCCACUCAGCCAGGGUCCCACUGUUCCCCCGUUAACGACGCCAGCCCGGCAGAUGCUGAUGAAAUCAUGCAAACGCUGUCCUGUGUUGGCCGUGAGGAGGAGGAGGAGGAGGAGGCAACUCUCAAGGCGUAA
Messenger RNA from Megalops cyprinoides (Indo-Pacific tarpon), 6756 nucleotides. RefSeq names its product tectorin alpha (gene tecta). Gene Ontology annotation, molecular function: protein binding. The record is from RefSeq and is a predicted model, not a curated record. NCBI's taxonomy places the organism in Eukaryota, Metazoa, Chordata, Actinopteri, Elopiformes, Megalopidae. The coding region runs from base 1 to 6756 and encodes 2251 amino acids. The transcript has 25 exons. Gene Ontology annotation, biological process: cell-matrix adhesion.